This is a messenger RNA of Pterocles gutturalis (yellow-throated sandgrouse), 404 nucleotides long. RefSeq names its product scale keratin-like. The transcript has a single exon. The record is from RefSeq and is a predicted model, not a curated record. The coding region runs from base 28 to 393 and encodes 121 amino acids. Gene Ontology annotation, molecular function: structural constituent of cytoskeleton. Gene Ontology annotation, cellular component: intermediate filament. NCBI's taxonomy places the organism in Eukaryota, Metazoa, Chordata, Aves, Pterocliformes, Pteroclidae.
UUUCAGGCUCAACUCUCUCUCACAAAGAUGUCUUGCUACGACCUGUGCCCACCAAAAACCAGCGUUGCUGUCCCCCAGCCCAUCGCUGAGAGCUGCAACGAGCUGUGCGCCCGCCAGUGCCCAGACUCCACAGCCUUCAUCCAGCCACCACCCGUCGUCGUCACCUUCCCUGGCCCCAUCCUCAGCUCCUUCCCCCAGCAAGCCGUGGUGGGCUCCUCUGGAGCACCUGCCUUUGGGGGCAACCUGGGGCUGGGGGGCCUCUAUGGUGCUGGGUCCACCCAGGGCUCGGGGGGUCUCUGCACCUUUGGCAGACCCUACGCUGCUCCUGCCUGCAGCCCUUGUGUCUUGCCCCGCUACAGCAGGAGGCUGUGGGACAACUGUGGGCCCUGCUAGAUCCAGCCCCA